AUGACCACGGUGCUGGAGGUGAGCGAGGCUGACAGCGUGACGGGGCACGCUCACAGCCUUGCCAUCACGGCGCCUGAGCGAGUGACAUUCGUCAAGGGCACUAGCAGGGAGGAAGCUAGAUGGUGGGCCGAUGUGCUCAGUAUGUACCCACGCAGUAAGGGUCGACACAAACGCAACGCCACUUUCCCCGGCGGGCAAACAGGCAGCCUUCUGCAAUCUUCGACAACGAGAAAGUACUCGGCUGACGCUUCUACUCUGCGCGAUGCUGCGGACGGCUGCAGCAGUACUCGGCCGAGGUAUUGCACCGGCGGCACCACCACUUGGCCUGGACCUCGAGUGCAGCCACCGCAACCGGAGAUACCGAGCAUCGCCGCUCCCACCAAUAUCGACACUAAAGUGUACGCUGAUCAACCGGUGUCUUCAGCAUCACCGCCAACGCGAGAUAAGAUAAACGGAGACGAAAAGGCGAGAACUCGACGACGGGAGUGGGCCGAGUCUAGCGCCACGCCAACCGUCGAUGAAGAUGUGAGCGUGACCCGCUCCCCGCUACUGCAGCAACAGCACCAGCAGUACGACGAGCAGCUGCGUGACAUCGCCGCGUCGCUCACGAGGCCGCGCUCUCGUCGAGCUCUGCCGCCAACUCUAGAGCGGCCCACCAGACUUCCACCGCCCGAUCGACUACCGGCACGAGGUUCACCUGACGGCGGCGCACCGCCAGAAGAAGGUAGCUCCAGUUCCGCAAGUGAGGGCAGUGAACCACCUGACGCAGUCGAAGCUUCAGAAAACGGAGAGGGGGGCAGAGUUGAAUUGCCCGCUGAAAGGCUCCUACACGCUAGAGCGGGAUGGUUGCAAAGACGCGGCCCAGCUGGAUGGUCGCGACACUGGUUCGUGCUACGUGGAGCGGCACUGCUAUAUUUUAGAGAUCCACAGGCCGAGCACCGAGGAUUGCUAGACGGUGUUAUCGACCUUAGUGGUGUGGCCAAUGUGGUGGAACUACCAACGUCAGCCUCCACUAACGGAUACGCCUUUGAAACUGAGACGUGGGACGGCAAGCACAUCGUUUUGUCGGCGGUGACAGCAGGAAUUAGAGCAAACUGGGUUUCGGCAAUUCGAAGAACAGCUGGGUUGCCCGAUUCUGGACCUUUGUCGCUGAUACUACGGGAUCAGGACAGCGUCGAUCAAGCAUCAGAAUCGUCAACUUCGCCAGUGACCCCAAUUACCCCAAACACUGGAAAAUCGGCACCAUUUUCUUCAGACGAAGAAUACAGAACAGCUUCCGAAGGUGGCCGUAGGGACAGCGCCGAUUGGGGAGAUAUAACGUCACAACCACCACCAUCACCAAUAUUAACUCGAACCCCAAUCUCCAAAGUCAAAGAGAAGGUCCGUGCAAGAUCUUGUCAUCAGAUACCGCUUCGAACAGAAUUGAACAAUGAUAAAGACGAAAUAGAUUCUACCAAAGAUCGCUCCAUUGAUGAAGUGGAUGAAAACGAGAAACCGAAUGAACCAAGGAAACGUAGUUACAUUUCGACUAUAGAUAAACAGGCAAUAGAAAUUGACGAUUUACGCAAACAGUUAAAAUUAGCAAUUAGUGAUUUUAACGCUGCGGAAUCUGAACUUGCGAGACUCCGAAAGCUUAAAUCUGAAACGGCAUUACGAGAGAAGAAAAUGGAGGAACUUGUCAUAGCAUUACAAAAGAAAGAAGAGGAAUUAUCUAUACGAACUAAGGAAGCUGAAAGUUUAGACGCUAUAAAACAGCUUUACAAUCAAGAUAAAACUAUGUGGGAGACCAAAUUGUCCGAAACUCGAAACUUUUUAAAGGAAUCGACAGAGCACUGUGAGUUACUCACAAGGCAGCUAGCAUCAGCUCAGGAAAAUAUAAAACAGUUACAAAAAGAAUUAAAUGAGUUAAACGAAAAACUAGUGAAAAGCGUUAAAGAAAACGAUAGCUUAUAUUCCAGGAUCAGAGAGUUGGAAGGCAGGGUGCCAUCUGAAUCGCCUUCUAAAGAGAAGAGAAAAAGUAUCGGUUCACUUAGUGAUCUCACUAAUCUGAAUCAAGACCUGAACUUGGAAUCUUUGGAUAAGAAUAGACUGAUCGAUGAAUAUGUUGAACUAAGGGGACGAUUUUUGAAAGCUAUUCAAGAAAUUAAGGCUAUGAAGAAAGAACUUCGGGAAUCACACAAUAUGUAUGACGAACUUGAAAUUACAAAUAUGAAAUUAAGAAAUGAAAUGAAACUGAGAGAACAGUGCAGCAGAUCAGAAAUUAAUUUAAUGGCAGCGAAGAUUUUAGAUUUGACACAAAAAUUGACAGCAUCGGACAAACAAGUCCGAACACUGAAACACAAGAUUCAAAAAACUGAAUCAAGAGAAAAGAGGCGUAGUUUGUCAUUAAAAGGGAGGGAAUCGUUUUCUUUGGGAAAGGAGCUUGAAGAAAAAUUAACAGAAUUAGAAAACAAAGUGUCUCUCCUCGAAUCUGGGGAAUCUGUUCCUACCAUAAAUUCUCCAUCUAAAAGUGGAUCCCCAGCCAAAGAAAAAGCUACUAAAACUGACAGUGUUACAGAUGAAAAACGUCUUAAAAGGUUAGCUGCACGUCUAAGGAGAAAGUCUUUAGAUAGCGCCACAAGUUCGGAGCCUAUGAAAAUGCUAGUUCGACUAAGUUCAUUAGAAACCAAAAUUGCUUCCGCCAUUGAAAACCGGCGGGAUUUAACCAAUUCUUGUGAAUCUUUAAGCUUAACGACGGCUUGCCCCGAUAACUCUUCGUUGAACGAAAGUCAGGAGAGCUCAUCAGUCGGUACGCCAUCACAAAGGCACCUGCUCGAUCGCCUACAGACUCUCGAAAAUGUAGUUGUACAUUCGCGAAAUAAGAUAAAUGAAUGUCUUUGUCAAAUGAGCGCUAUGCGGGCAGCGAAAUCAAGGAGAUCGCCUUCACCUAGUCUUGAGAAAAAAUACAGUAUUAAAUCGAUGGAGAAAUGUUUGAUGGAUGUCAGCAAAAGAUUACAAGAAUGCUUCGAUAAAUGUUUGGUGGAUUGUCAAGAUCAUAAAGAAGAAAUCAACGACAGCGUAGCGGAGGUAGUCGUGCAACUUGAAGAACAAUUGAGAACCAAAUUAUUGGAAAUAUCAAAGAAAAAGGCGGCGCUAUACGAAGCCGGCGAGCUAACGCAAAGGAAGAGCUUGGAAAUCCUGGCAGAGAAACUGGCAUAUGAGGCUGUCCUCAUAAGCAGGAUACAAGAGGCUUUAGAGUCUUCCAACGGAAGCAGAUUCUUUGCUAGAUUAAUAAAGUCUGAAAUAAUCGAAACUAGUCAAUUAAUCGAUAACCUUAAAUGUAAGAUAAACGGCGACAUCUACAAAAAUAUCAGUAGCACAAAGAGCUCGCUCGACUACCUGGCGAGGAUACUAUCGCGCAAAAUUGACAUAAUGAACACUAAGGAGACGAAAGAGCUUAGAAAAUCGGAGUUGAUAAUACAGAGCGCCGAUCUCGAAGCCCUUAAGACGUCGCAAAAGGAAGUAGCCGAAGCGGUCGACAAGUACAAGAGCGAGAAGUUAGCGGAGCUGUGUUCCGCGCUAGCAUGCGAAACGCUCAGUUACGCGACGCCUACAGACAGUGACUUCGAGCAACAGCGGGCGAACUUAGAGGCGGCUCGCGUGCGCGAGGCGUGGGCGGCGGCGCGGGACGCGCUCGGCGGCGAGCUGGUGCAGGCCGAGGUGGCGCGCGCGCUGGGCCGCGCCGCGCAGCUGUGCGAGGCGCAGCUGGAGCAGGCGCGCCGCGGCCGCCUCACGCUCACCGCGCAGGACCGCGCCGACCUGGAGCUGUGGUGGCAGGCGGCGCACGACCACCUGCGCUGCGAGAUGGACGCGGCCGUGCGCGACAUCGCGGCGCGCUACCGCGAGUGCCUCGCCGCCGACCGCCGCGCCAGGGAGGGCCCGCCGGGACUCGACAGCCGCGCGUUGCUGCUGCAGCUGGCCGACGUCCUCGCGCACAAGGCCCUCGUGGACGCGCGCGUCGCGGUCGUGGAGGGCACGUACCGCGCCGCCGAGCCGGGCGCGGCCGCGCACCGCGCCGACGACGCGAUCGCCUCGCUGGAGACGGACCCGUCCCUCGAGGCGGAGUUCGUGUACCUGUUCCAGCGGUUCUCGAACGAGUGCCGAGCGCUCUUCUCCAGUGACUGUUCGGGUAACAGUGAAGACUCGAUGAAGAUCGGCGAGAGCCUCGAGCGGGCGGAGGCGGCGGUGGCGGCGGCGCGGCGACGGCUCGGCGGCGACGAGUCGGACGGGGAGGCGAGCGCGGCGGGCGAGGCGGGGGAGAGGGAGCGCGCCGAGGCGCUGGCGCGGCGCGCGGAGGCGCUGGCGGAGCUGGCGGGGCGGUGCGCGCGCUGCCGGCGGCUGCAGGAGGCGCUGGAGCGGCUGGCGGCGGAGCGCGCGCGCGGCGAGGCGGCGCUGGCGCAGCAGGCGAGCGCGCUGGCGGCGGCGCGGCGCGCGCGCGCCUCGCUGCAGGCGCAGCACGAGCGCGAGCGCGCCGCGCUGCGGGAGCGCGCGCGCACGCUGCAGCGCCGCCUCGCCGCGCUCGACUCCGAGUACUCCGCACAGCUGGAGAGCCUGCGCGCCGCGUACCAGAGCGCGGUGUCUGCGGACACGCACGGCGACGGGCUGCGUGCGCGCUACCAGCAGGAGAUCGAGCAGCUGCGCGCGCUCUGCGAGAAGGGGCUGCUGGCCAUGGAGAGCUCGCACCGCCGCAUCGUGCGCGAGAUGGAGGAGAAGCACCGCGCCGAGCGUGAGCAACUCAGGCUGGACAAGGAGCAGGCGCUGGCGGAGGAGACGCGCGCCACGCUGGCGGCGCUGGACGCCAUGCGCAAGGCGCACGAGAGCGAGGUGCGGCGCGAGGUCGACAAGUUCAAGGCCGAGUUCCUGGCGCGCGCCGCGCACCCCGACCUCGGCCAGCUCAGCACCAGGCACCAGCAAGAGAUGGAAGAGAUCAAGCAGGAGAUCCUGUCGCUGUCGGAGAGGUACUCGGUGAAGUGCGUGGAGUCGGCGGCGCUGGAGGAGCGGCUGGCCACGGCCACGGCGCAGCUCGCGCAGGCGCACAACCACGUCAUGCAGCUCGACGCCAGAAACAAACAGCUUCGAGCGCAUAUAAUGUCAGAAGCAAACGAAAUGAAGAAUUCUGAAGCGUCCUCUCUUUCACAGCUGAUUGAAGAAACCGGACCGACGAAGUCGUCAAAGCCGAGCGGUCUGAUAGAGGGACGGUCGCGGCCCAAGUUGCAGUUCGCCAACAACGACACAAGGAACCUACAACUAUCGCCCGUACAGAACUAA
Molecule: messenger RNA, 5307 nt
Organism: Parnassius mnemosyne (clouded apollo)
Lineage: Eukaryota; Metazoa; Arthropoda; Insecta; Lepidoptera; Papilionidae
Source: the annotation of a GenBank genome assembly